Sphaerodactylus townsendi is the source of this 897-nucleotide messenger RNA. Its product is annotated as weak toxin CM-13b-like. The record is from RefSeq and is a predicted model, not a curated record. The coding region runs from base 17 to 376 and encodes 119 amino acids. The transcript has 3 exons. NCBI's taxonomy places the organism in Eukaryota, Metazoa, Chordata, Lepidosauria, Squamata, Sphaerodactylidae.
UGAGGGACCCAAAACAAUGAAAUCUGUUAUUUUGCUCUUCCUGGUCACAGCUCCGUGGGCUAAAAGAGCGAACUCCUUGGAAUGCUUCAUCUGCAACUCCACAAAAUACACCGGUUGUGACACUGUUGAAAACUGCACUGCCAAAGAACGUUUCUGCACCAGGUUCACAGCCACAACCAUAUCCGGCUUCCUGAUCAUGCAGUCCUGUGCUACUGUGUGCCCCAUCGCUAGAAGAAGAUGGCCGCCCCAGUACACGUUCAUGUGCUGCCAAACCGACGGAUGCAACCACGCAAGCGGCGUGACCAGCUACGGAACUCUUCUCGCAAUAGCCGCAUUCGCUAGCUUGGUUAGAGCUUUGGUUGCCCUGGGACUCUGAGGGAGCCGGCCGGCGGAAAGAAAAGGAACCAGUGUGUGCGGAAGCGUCAAGACCUAUAUUUCCCAUCCAGGUUUUAAUCAUGGCACCCCAAGGACCGUCCCCCCCCCCCGGCUAGUGUCAGAUCUUUAUUGGUUCUUUUCUGAACUGUGUCCCCUUGAGCGGAACUUUUGAGGAAUGGAAGUAACUCUGGUGUUCCGCGGGCAUUCUGUGCCAUUCCAUGCAAAUUGGAAGCCCGCCAGUACAUAUUGGGAGCACGGGGGUCCCUGUGGGUCUUUCCGUCCUUGGGGUCAACAUCUCAGUUUAAUGUUUUAAUGUUCAAAUGUUUUAACAUUUUCAUCCUCUCCGCCCUGGGGAGUCUAAGCAAGCAGAAAGGUGCCAUGAAAAUGGUUCAACUCAAUAAAUAACAGGAAAACGAGAAAGAGUUAUCCAUAAAUGUACAGUUCAAAGUAGUGAGGAUCCAAAACACUAUGGUUUACUAUGUAACUUCAGAUUCCAAUAAAUACAUUUGUUACAGAAUGUCU